This is a messenger RNA of Bufo gargarizans (Asiatic toad), 1689 nucleotides long. RefSeq lists its product as uncharacterized. Gene Ontology annotation, molecular function: GTP binding. The transcript has a single exon. Lineage: Eukaryota; Metazoa; Chordata; Amphibia; Anura; Bufonidae. Bases 118 to 1455 code for a protein of 445 amino acids. The record is from RefSeq and is a predicted model, not a curated record.
GCAGGUAAUGGAUCUCCUAGACCUUGUGUGGAGGAUUUGACAAGGAUUUUAAAGAUUAAAUCUAAUCCUGAUCUGUCCAAGGACAAUAGACGUGUCGGACCUCUGUCCAUUUACAAGAUGGUUUUGGAAAAUGAUCGAAACACCAAGAAAUGGCAAUUUAGGAAUGAAGAUCCAGAGAAGCCCAACAAGGUCAUAAUGAUGAUUGGUGAGGUCGGAUCUGGAAAAACCACCCUGAUCAAUGCCUUUAUCAACUACAUUUUUGGGGUCCAGUGGAAAUAUGACUGCAGGAUCCAGUUAAUUGGAGAAGAAACAGUGAGGACCCAAGAUCCCCAUCAAAAAUCAACGGUCAUGGUUUACCAGAUCAACCAUCAAACAGAGUUCUGUAUUCCACACUCCUUAACCAUCAUUGAUACUCCUGGUCUUCCAGAAACCCAAGGUGUGACCCCACAGAGGACAGCUGUACAGAAGAUCCGGGAAUUGUUCUAUAACUCAGAGUUGAACCACAUUGAUGUUAUCUGCUUUGUGACUCAACCAUCGAUGACUAGUUUAUCUCUGACUCAGAAAUUUGUCUUUGAUUCCCUCUUGGCCAUGUUUGGCCCAAAGGUACAUGAAAAUAUUGUGACCUUCAUGACUUGUGCUGAGGAUGACCAAAAACCACCAGCGCUGGCAACGAUGAUCCAUGCCAAGGUUCCCUGUGCAAAAAACAAAAAUGGUCAUCCCAUCCAUUUCAAGUUCAAAAAUGGAGUCUUAUAUGUAAAUAAUUCCCCCGAUGACAAUGAUGCCAGCGUGGCUAACGAGCAGCACUGGAACUCAGGAAUGGAAGACAUCAACAACUUCUUCAAAUAUUUGUCUGGAACCUCGAGAAAAAAUAUUGCUUUACAAAGAAACAUCCUCAUGCUGAGCAAUGCCUCUGAAAUUACGGUGGACGCACUGGUCCAUAGAAUCGAGGAGAUGAUGUCCAAGCAGUACGAGCUGGAGCAAACUGAGAAAAUCCUCAAACGACACAAAGUCGAAAUCGAAAAGGAUGAAUAUUUUGAAUUUGAAGUGAGCAAAUCCAUCAAGGAGAAGAUUGAUACGAAGGAGAAUUGUACCAACUGCCAUGAGUGCAACUCCACCUGUCACCAAAACUGCUUGGUGGCCUACGAUAGCUUCGUCUAUUUGUGUGAAGUCUUUUAUUUCAAUGCUUCUUGUAGGGUUUGUGGGCAUGGGUCUAGUAGGCAUUUCUCAGAAAAGUUUUUAUGGAAAAACUUGGUUUUCAACAAUAAAGUCACUUAUAGGAGCAUAAAGAUGAAGUAUAAAAGAGACGACCAAGAGGUUUUGACCUAUCAGAUGGUUCUCGAGAGGAUGAAGGCCGAGAUGGAGCAGCUCGGAGAACAAGGCUCUCAACUUAUCCUGAGGGCAACCGAUCAGAUAAAGCAAUUUACAGUCCAUAAGGUCUUCAGAGGAAUUUGUUGACCAGCUCAUUGAAUGUGAGAAACAUACAAGAAAAUGCGGGUAUCAAGGGAGAAUUGAGAUGCUGAAAAAAGCCAAAAUUUGCAACAGAAGACGAUAGAAGAUCUCAACCCACAGACCAAGAAUAUUGAAAAUCAUCAUGGAUGGAAGUCAACUUUUAAAAUUACCAGUUUUGAUCUAAAUUUUCUUAUUACCCAAAUCUUCUCUAUUAAAUUCAUAUGCCAUUCAUUUAGAAAA